UUGUCCUUCCCGACGAGCUGAUGGCGGAAAUACUGUCCUGGCUGUCCGUGAAACAUCUUAUACAACUGAGGUGCGUCAACAAGUUUUUCCAAACUCUCAUCUCUGAUCCUUACUUUGUUCAAAUGCAUCUCAUGAAAUCAGCACGAACACCUAAUCUCGCACAUAUCUGGCUAGACAGCUGGGAAGAUGAUGAUUCCCAUUUCGUUAGUCAAUCCAUUCCUCCUUUUAACUCCCUUCACAAUCAUCCUUCCUAUCGAUUGAUCGAUUUUGUCAGUGUAGACCGAGUUGUUGGUUCAUGCAAUGGAUUGAUAUGCUUGAUUAGUAGUUCAUAUCUUUCUCAAGAUGAAUGGCUUUGUUUCUGGAACCCUGCAACGGGAACAAAAUCAGAAAAUUUUAGACUAUUUUCCGAUCUUUAUUCUCUACGCCAAGAUUUUAAGUUCUCUUUUGGUUAUGAUAUUUCGAAUGAAACUUAUAAGGUGGUAGGGUUCAUGGUGGAGAUAGAGCUGGGUGGUAAUCUAAAAAAUGUGGUGAAAGUUUUCAGCUUGGGGGAUAAUUCAUGGAGAGAUAUUCAAUGUUUACCUGUGAUUCCACUUUAUUGGUUUGAUGGUUGUAACAACAAAGAUGUGUAUUUGAAUGGUACUAUUAAUUGGCUGUCCAAUUGCAAUCAUGAUUUUUAUUUGAUGGGUGUUAUUGAAAAUUAUGUAAUUCUUUCGCUAGAUCUCUCUACCGAAUCGUACACUCAGAUGAUGUUGCCUCGUGGUUUUGACAAGGGACCGAAAGUUCAGGCAAAUAUUGCGGUUUUGAUGAAUUUUCUUUGUUUCUGUCGUGAUUUUGAGAGAAACCAUUUUGUUAUAUGGCAGAUGAAAGAUUUUGGGGUUCAAGAGUCUUGGGUUCAGUUAUUUAAAAUUAGUUAUCAGAAUUUCUAUUCAAUCAACGGUAAUUUAUUUGAUAUUCAGCGGUUGGGAUUGUUGCCGAUACACCUUUCUGAGAAUGGUUAUACUUUGAUAUUGGCAAAUAUGCACAAGGCACCAGCAUUUAUCUGUGACUGCAGAGACGAUACAAUAGAGCGAAUAAGGAUUACUAAUAUGAACCAGUGGUUGUGGGCUAAGGAUCACAUUGAAAGUUUGGUUCCAACUCGUUGAAAGUGAGUUCUUAUUUAAUGUGUUCUUAUUACAAGUUAGAAGAUGAUAUGUAGGCUAUUACAUGGAAUCUGUUGCAGAUAUUAUUUGGAAAAUAUGGAAAGAGAAGCUCUGAGAGGGGCUGAAGCAAUCGACGAUGUUGAAGCAACCCGCCUGAGCAUGAUUUUUCAAUCAAUUAGAAUGUGCUAUGGCCACUCAAAUAUUUGAAAUGUUUUUUUAGUGUACUUAAUUGAUGCAUAAUCACUCAACUCUUUGAUUUUUUUUUUUAAUUUGACCUUGAGUAUUGUUGUCGUGCAAAAUUUGGUGCUUAGCUGAUUAGCUAUGUGAUCAAGUGAUUAGUUGUUUGCUUGAUUGAGUUCUGUGUUUGCUCAGCCUAUAUAAGAUGAUAUGUUGGCUACCUUGCACACGUGUAAUGAUCUCCUAUUCUCCUUUUUUAUCAAGUGAAUGCUUAGUUUAUCAAAUGUGUAUUCUUUGA
Vicia villosa (hairy vetch) is the source of this 1614-nucleotide messenger RNA. RefSeq names its product F-box/kelch-repeat protein At3g23880-like. Lineage: Eukaryota; Viridiplantae; Streptophyta; Magnoliopsida; Fabales; Fabaceae. Bases 21 to 1142 code for a protein of 373 amino acids. The record is from RefSeq and is a predicted model, not a curated record. The transcript has a single exon. Gene Ontology annotation, molecular function: protein binding.